AUGUCACAACCCACCACCACCAACAUCUCAUCGCACAAUGUCACGACUUCAACUCCUUCUUCAUCUUCAUCAACGUCGAAAGCACCCACCGGCAUCCACCCUCUCCUCCUGUCCAGCUCCCUCCCCUUCAAACCCUCUGACUCCAGCAUUGCCUCCACUUCGACCUCGUACGUCAAAGGCAAAGCCUCCUCUACCAUCGAAUCCAACCCCUAUCUCCUCGCCAGUCAAACCCUGACAACGGACGAAGAGAAACCCAAGGCACGAUCGAUGCACAAAGGCUUUCAAUUCCACAAACCGGGUCGACACGUCAAAGAGGCGGAAGAACUGCGUCGCGAGCAGCAGAUGGAAGAGUUGAAAAAGAGGAUCGAGCAGAGCGCACGGAAAGCCGGAUUGCAGGACGAGCUGGCGGAAGAGAAACGGUUGUUGAAACGGCCGCCGCCGGAGAUCGAGUGGUGGGACGAGAAUUUGCUCGAUGCGGGAACGUACGAUCCGGUACCUGACUCGCUGUCCGUCGAUCAGAUGUUGACCUCGCCUCCACAGGGAGUUCUGCUCUUUGGGUCGUCAUCCCCCAUCGAUGGCUACGUGCAACAUCCGAUCCCCAUUCCAUCCCCCUCCGACUCGAAUACCGUCCAGGCACGUGGACUCAUGCUGACCAAACGCGAACAACGCAAGCUUCGACGUCAACGACGUGCCGCUGCACAGCAGGAUAAACGCGAUCGAAUCAAGAUGGGCUUACUCCCACCCGAACCACCCAAAGUAAAACUGUCGAACCUGAUGCGCGUUUUGACGUCGGAAGCAGUUUCCGAUCCGACCAAGAUCGAAGCACGCGUUCGACGCGAGAUCGCCGCACGCGCCGAAGCGCACGAACGACACAAUGCCGACCGCAAACUCACCCCCGAUCAACGACGCGAAAAGCUCGAACUGAAAAAAUUUCGCCAAGAAGACCAAGGUCUAGCAUGUCAGGUGUACAAGGUGAGGCAUUUGAUCAGUGGAAGGCAUAAGUUCAAGGUGAAACGAAAUGCGUUGGAUCACGCCUUAACGGGUGUGGUGGUGUUUGGGGAGAAGAUGGCAUUGAUUGUAGUCGAGGGAAGUGAAAAGGCGUUGAAGAAGUAUAAACGGUUGAUGACGGUGAGGAUUGAUUGGACCGAUCCCGGUUCGGAGCGGGAGGAAAGUGAAGACGAGAAAGAUCAAGACAAGACACCAUCCGCUUUCCAGAUCCUCACAACGGGCAAGGAAGAUGUCGAUUGGUCCACCAACACGUGCGAGUUGAUCUUCGAAGGUCCGAUCCGCGAGAGGAACUGGAAAGCCUUCCGUGCAAGAGCCGCAGAUACGGACCAGGCGGCCAGGGAUGCCUUGGGCGAGGCGAUGCAGGGUUACUGGGACGUUGCCAAGCGCGUCACGCAGAGUGCGACGGAUGCGUUUUGA
Pseudozyma hubeiensis SY62 is the source of this 1425-nucleotide messenger RNA. RefSeq lists its product as hypothetical. The transcript has a single exon. The record is from RefSeq and is a predicted model, not a curated record. Lineage: Eukaryota; Fungi; Basidiomycota; Ustilaginomycetes; Ustilaginales; Ustilaginaceae. Bases 1 to 1425 code for a protein of 474 amino acids. Gene Ontology annotation, biological process: mRNA splicing, via spliceosome. Gene Ontology annotation, cellular component: U4/U6 x U5 tri-snRNP complex.